Molecule: messenger RNA, 834 nt
Organism: Varanus komodoensis (Komodo dragon)
Lineage: Eukaryota; Metazoa; Chordata; Lepidosauria; Squamata; Varanidae
Product: testis-specific serine/threonine-protein kinase 6-like
Exons: 1
Coding region: 1-834 (277 amino acids)
Biological process (GO): microtubule cytoskeleton organization; protein phosphorylation; intracellular signal transduction
Cellular component (GO): cytoplasm
Molecular function (GO): tau-protein kinase activity; ATP binding; protein serine/threonine kinase activity
Source: RefSeq, a predicted model, not a curated record
AUGUCAAGGGGUUCCAAAGGAGACAAAUUUCUGAAUGACCUGGGUUACAAACUGGGCCAAACCCUGGGAGAAGGCAGCUAUUCCAAGGUGCGAGUAGCCACCUCAGCCAAGUACAAGGGGCCGCUAGCAAUCAAGAUGGUGGACCGGCGUCGAGCACCCCGGGAUUUUGUAGAGAAAUUCCUGCCACGGGAGCUCUCCAUCUUGCGAGGGAUUCGGCACCCACACAUUGUAAGAGUCUAUGAGUUCAUUGAAGUCUGCAAUGGGACGCUCUACAUUGUGAUGGAAGCAGCCUCCACAGACCUGCUGCAGAUGGUCCAGCAAGUGGGGAAGCUGCCCUGCAUCCCUGAAGCACGGGACAUCUUUGCCCAGGUCGUGGCCGCCGUGCGCUACCUCCACGACAGACACUUGGUUCACCGGGACCUCAAGUGUGAGAACGUGUUGCUCACCUCAGACGGCCACCGGGCAAAGCUGACUGACUUUGGCUUUGGCAGGGAGUCACGUGGGUACCCAGAACUGAGUACCACAUACUGUGGGUCAGCUGCCUAUGCCUCCCCAGAGGUGCUGAUGGGGAUCCCCUACGACCCCAAAAAGUAUGAUGUAUGGAGCUUGGGUGUAAUGCUCUAUGUGAUGAUCACCGGCUGCAUGCCCUUCGAUGACACCCACAUCCAGAACAUGCCCUGCCGCCAGAAGAAAGGGGUCGUCUUCCCAGAGGAUCUGCCCUCUUUGUCUGAGCCCUGCAAAGCUCUGAUUACCCAGCUGCUCCAGUUCAGUCCAGAAUCCCGACCCUGUGUGGGGCUAGUAUCCAAGAAUAGCUGGCUGAAGAGGGAAACAUAA